Trichoplusia ni (cabbage looper) is the source of this 2359-nucleotide messenger RNA. RefSeq names its product homeobox protein Nkx-2.1-like. The record is from RefSeq and is a predicted model, not a curated record. Gene Ontology annotation, molecular function: DNA-binding transcription factor activity, RNA polymerase II-specific; RNA polymerase II cis-regulatory region sequence-specific DNA binding. The transcript is spliced from 6 exons. Gene Ontology annotation, cellular component: nucleus. Gene Ontology annotation, biological process: cell differentiation; regulation of transcription by RNA polymerase II. Bases 142 to 1134 code for a protein of 330 amino acids. NCBI's taxonomy places the organism in Eukaryota, Metazoa, Arthropoda, Insecta, Lepidoptera, Noctuidae.
CCGCGCCAUAGGAGCGCGCGCCGGCCGCGGGGCGGGGCCCCUCGAGUGCCGUAACCCGCGCCGGGGGCUCCGGCCGCCACUCUCGCCCCGAGAGCCACUAGAGGCUGAGCCGUCGAGUGGCGUCGAGUGUCGGCCGGUCGGAUGUCCGCGGAGGGCGGCGACUACUCGCCGUGUCCGGCGGAGGCGCUGCCGGAACUGAGCGCUGCCGAGCUGGCGAUGAGCCUGUCGCCCAAGUCGGCGCUGCUGCAGCAGAACCUGUCCCAGCUGCAGCUCCAGCACUCCACCCCGUUCUCCGUCACGGAUAUCCUGUCUCCGAUAGAGGAGUACCGCAAGCUGGAGUUGGCGAACAAUCCGCCGUCGCCGUACAGAUCGAAUUCAUCAGGCAGCAGUAUUAAUUCCCCACUGGGGCCAUCGUGCGGCAUGGCGGCGAACCCGUACGCCGUGCCGCUGUACGGCGGAGCCCCGGUGCAGGGCUACGGCUGCGCCCCGGCAGACUUGCCGCACUACGGAGACAUGCGGGGCGCCGGCUGGUACCCCGCGUCUAACGACCCCAGGUUUGCCAUUUCCAGGCUGAUGACGUCGACGUCUGGCGGCAUGGGGCACGUCAACAACAUGGGCGGGCUGGCGGCGUGCGCGGGCCCCGACUCCAAGCCCAUGCAGUUCCCGCUGGCGCAGCGCAGGAAGCGGAGGGUGCUGUUCACACAGGCACAGGUGUACGAGUUGGAGAGGCGGUUCAAACAGCAGAAGUAUUUGUCGGCGCCGGAGAGAGAACACCUCGCGUCUCUCAUACACUUAACCCCUACACAGGUCAAAAUAUGGUUUCAGAACCAUCGCUAUAAAUGUAAGAGACAAGCUAAGGAGAAGGCGAUGGCCGAGCAGAACCAACACAAUCAGUCGUCAUCAUCACCGCGGCGGGUGGCAGUCCCGGUGCUGGUGAAGGACGGCAAGCCCUGCGGCUCGGGCGAGUCGUCGUCGCCGGCGCACAGCCACUGCGCCACGCCCACGUCGGGCUACUCGGCGGCGCAGGGCUCGCAGGCGGCGUGCAGCAACCCGCUGGUGUCGUCGUACCGGCAGCCCGCCGCCUACCAGCAGCAGUGCUCCGGCUACCUGCCGCUGCAGGGCCGCGCCUGGUAGAAGUUCCCGCAGCUUUACCACGAGACAAUGUUCAAGGAAGAGAUGUAUUUCGAUUAAUUCGACUGAACGCUGUGGUUUGUUUUACAUUGGUGUUUUUGUUAAUUACGAUUUUGUGUCGUGAUCAAGUUUAUGGAUCAAACUAUAAGUAUAGGCUUUUGUCUAAAAUGUAAACGAGUCCCGUUCUCGUUAAAAUGUUAAUUUAUUGUUUGGUUCGUUUAUACUCCUUUGCAGAAAUAAUCUCUAUAUAACGAUAUUUUGUAAGUGAAAAUUUGUCGUUUACAUAUUUUUAUUUUGAAUUUGAUAUAUUUCAAAUAUAACUUAAGUACCUAACUAACUGUGUAUAAUUUCGUAAUGAAGUCGUUCGGCUAGUUUGUCUUGCCAUAAGCUUAUGAAACCACAAGCCUCCUCUAAGAACAUUGUCUCCGGUGAAGUCGCUGGCUGCAGCUACUAACAUGGACUUGAUUAGAAAAAUAGUGAAUUCUCAGUGUUGAUGUAAAAUGUGGACAUAGUCGGUGAUCGCCGCAAACGGGAGGAGGGUAACGUGUAAAUACUUAGCUAUAGUCCUAGAUAAGCACACGUGAGGAUUUGAAUUGAUUCCUUGUGAUAUUUUUUUUACUGACUAUCGAACCUGAAUUUAAAAAUAUUUCUACAUUUUCCAUAGAUGUGUAGAAACUUAUGUGUGUUUGCCUUUUUUGUAGGUAUGAGAUUCUAACUGUAGACACAAAUAUUUUUCUGUUCAGGAUUCCAAUGAGUGCCAAACUUCCAGCUCUUGAUAGACAGAUGUCUGUUUUAUGCGAUGAAGCACAAAGUUUUACUUGUAGUAGAUAUUAUGUAAUGAAUUGGAUGGAGCGUUUCACCACACAAACAGUUCAUUUGGAUCAACAGGAGCCAUUUCUUUCUCGGUUACUAUUAAAAUAAUAGAUAAAAGACUUGAUUUGAUGAAUAAAAACCUGCAAUAAUUAGUUCCCAGUAGUUUAUAUAGAUGGUGAAAGUCUCUAUGCCUGCGUAGGAACAUUACUGUAAAUAACUGAUAAAGUAGCAAAUUGUUGUGUGAAUAGAACAUAAUUUUAACGAGUCAGUGUUUGCGUGUGUAGAUAAUAAUGUAUAUAGUAUAGUAUGGACCGGUGCAGCACCGAGCCCGGCCCGGAUCAACACUCUUGUGCAAUCUAUAUUGGCUUGGACUUGGCUGAUUGAAUCAAAAUCUUUUAAUAUACAUUUAAUCAAA